Trichechus manatus latirostris (Florida manatee) is the source of this 3568-nucleotide messenger RNA. It is a transcript of the gene SLC44A2, whose product is annotated as solute carrier family 44 member 2 (CTL2 blood group). Gene Ontology annotation, biological process: transmembrane transport. Gene Ontology annotation, molecular function: transmembrane transporter activity. The coding region runs from base 79 to 2193 and encodes 704 amino acids. The transcript has 22 exons. The record is from RefSeq and is a predicted model, not a curated record. NCBI's taxonomy places the organism in Eukaryota, Metazoa, Chordata, Mammalia, Sirenia, Trichechidae.
CGCUGCAGCCCGCGAAGCCUCCCGCCCGCCUGGGCUGGGGUCGCGCCGGCUCGGACUCCCCUCCCGCCCGCCCUGGCCAUGGAGGACGAGCGAAAGGACGGAGCCUACGGAACACCACAGAAGUAUGACCCCACCUUCAAAGGACCUAUUUACAACAGGGGCUGCACUGACAUCAUUUGCUGCGUGGCCCUCCUCCUGGCCAUUGUAGGCUAUGUGGCUGUGGGUAUCAUAGCCUGGACCCAUGGGGACCCUCGAAAGGUGAUCUACCCUACUGAUAGCCGAGGCGAGUUCUGCGGGCAGAAGGGCACGAAAAACGCGGACAAACCCUACCUAUUUUAUUUCAACAUUGUGAAGUGUGCCAGCCCCCUGGUCCUGCUGGAAUUCCAGUGUCCCACCCCACAGAUCUGCGUGGAGAAAUGCCCCGACCGCUACCUCACCUACCUGAACGCCCGUGCCUCCCCUGAUUUUGGGUACUACAAGCAGUUCUGUGUGCCUGGCUUCCAGAAUAACAAGGGUGUGGCCGAGGUGCUUCGGGAUGGUGACUGCCCUGCCGUCAUCACCCCCAGCAAGCCUCUGGCCCAACGAUGCUUCCCAGCCAUCCAUGCCCACAAGGGGGUGCUCAUGGUGGGCAAUGAGACGACCUACGAGGAUGGUCAUGGCCAUCGGAAAAACAUCACAGAUCUGGUGGAGGGCGCCAAGAAGGCCAAUGGGAUCCUGGAGGCACGGCAGCUGGCCAUGCGGAUCUUUGAGGAUUAUACUGUCUCCUGGUACUGGAUUGUCAUAGGCCUGGUCAUUGCCAUGGUAAUGAGCCUCCUGUUCAUCGUCCUGCUCCGCUUCCUGGCUGGCAUUAUGGUCUGGGUGAUGAUCAUCAUGGUGAUUCUGGUUCUGGGCUAUGGAAUAUUCCACUGCUACAUGGAGUACUCCCGACUGCGUGGUGAGGCUGGCUCUGAUGUCUCCCUCAUGGACCUCGGCUUCCAAACGGACUUCCGUGUGUAUCUGCACUUGCGGCAGACCUGGAUGGCCUUCAUGAUCAUUCUGAGCAUCCUUGAGGUCAUUAUCAUCUUGCUGCUCAUCUUUCUACGGAAGAGAAUUCUCAUCGCCAUCGCGCUCAUCAAGGAAGCCAGCAGGGCUGUGGGAUAUGUCAUGUGCUCCAUGCUGUUCCCACUGGUCACCUUCUUCCUGUUGUGUCUUUGCAUCGCCUACUGGGCCAGCACUGCCGUCUUCCUAUCUACUUCCAACGAAGCUGUCUACAAGAUCUUUAAUGACACUGCCUGCCCAGUUGCUGGGAGAACCUGCAACCCUGAGACUUUCCCCUCCUCUAAUGAAUCCCAGCUGUGCCCAGGUGCCCGCUGCCAGUUCGCCUUCUAUGGUGGUGAGUCUGGCUACCACCGGGCGCUGCUGGGCCUGCAGAUCUUCAAUGCCUUCAUGUUCUUCUGGCUGGCCAACUUCGUGCUGGCGCUGGGCCAGGUCACGCUGGCUGGGGCCUUCGCCUCCUACUAUUGGGCUCUGCGCAAGCCCGACGACCUGCCUGCCUUCCCGCUCUUCUCCGCCUUCGGCCGGGCGCUCCGGUACCACACAGGCUCGCUGGCCUUUGGGGCCCUCAUUCUAGCCAUUGUGCAGAUCAUCCGAGUGAUUCUUGAGUACUUGGACCACCGCCUGAAAGCUGCACAGAACAAGUUUGCCAAGUUCGUCAUGACCUGUCUCAAAUGCUGCUUCUGGUGCCUGGAGAAGUUCAUCAAAUUUCUCAACAGGAACGCCUACAUCAUGAUCGCCAUCUACGGCACCAACUUCUGCACCUCAGCCAGGAACGCCUUCUUCCUGCUCAUGAGAAACAUCAUCAGAGUGGCUGUCCUGGACAAAGUGACUGACUUUCUCUUCCUGUUGGGCAAACUUCUGGUCGUGGGUAGUGUGGGGAUCCUGGCCUUCUUCUUCUUCACCCACCGUAUCAGAAUCGUCCAGGACACAGCACCGCCCCUCAAUUAUUACUGGGUCCCUAUACUGACGGUGAUCGUCGGCUCGUACUUGAUUGCCCACGGCUUCUUCAGUGUCUAUGGGAUGUGUGUGGACACGCUGUUCCUCUGCUUCUUGGAGGACCUGGAGCGGAAUGAUGGCUCGGCCGAGAGGCCUUACUUCAUGUCUUCCAACCUCAAGAAGCUUUUGAACAAGACUAACAAGAAGUCGACAGAGUCGUAAAGGCCUCCACCCUCCCCCACCUCUCUGGAAGCCUCACACUGGGUGCUCUGCCCCUGGGUCACUACCCCCAGCCCCACUGGGCUUACCCGAGGGCCUAUCACUGCCCUCCCUCCACAUCCAGUUACCACCCCCAAAAAAAACCAAUUGCCGUUGAGUCGAUUCCAACUCAUAGCGACCCUAUAGGACAGAAUAGAAGUGGCCCAUAGGGUUUCCGAGGAGCAGAUGGUGGAUUUGAACUGCUGACCUUUUGGUUAGCCAGCUAUAGCUCUCAUCCAUUGCACCACCAGGGCUCCAGUUACCACCAGUUUCCGGAAACUUGGAGGAUUUGGAGUAUCUUCUCCUUAUGCCUAGGGGCAGUCAGUGUUUUUACAAAAGCCCCCUAGACUGAGAAAUGAGUCACUCCAGCCCCCACCGGCCCAGACAGGGAGCUGUCAGGUGGGGCCUCUCAGUGUCUAGGCUCUGAUGGGCCUGGCCUCAGGGGCUUGCACCUGCUUCCUCCCCAUCUUAUGGCCCAUGGUGGUGUCUCAGGAGUGGCAGGCUGCAGGGAGCUGGAGCUUUCUACUCCCUGGAUCUCUCCCCUAACCCUCUGGUCUGGCCAGGACCCAACCCCUUUCCUGUUGUGGAACAACUGGCUCAAGGGCCGCCAGAAGCAUUUCUUUAUGAUUUUUUCAACCUCGACAUACAUUAAAGGGUCUGUUAGUUGUUUUUUUUUUUGUCUCAACAGCUCAGACGGGGCCCCUGAGGAGUGCCUUCCUUUGUAUGCCUCUUAGUGGGUGUGGCUGGGGAGGGGAUGUACGUGUAAGAGGUGAGGUGUCUCUGGUGUGUGAGGCAGCAGCAGGGGCUGUGGUGAGGAGAGAAGACUUAGUGAGACUGUUGGGGGAGGGGCACCUGGACAGAGGCCUGUGUGGACAGACCGGAGCAGGCGGGGAGGAGGAGAAGGCUAAUGGCUUCUUAAUGGAAACCUGAUGGAUGGAGGAGCUGGGCCGAAUUUCUCCCCACGUCCUCUGCCAGUUACUGACACGGCUCUCUUUGUAAGAGAAAAAAGAAACUGAAAUCUACCCAAGGGGCGAUUUCGGGUGUGCCUUGGGAGAUCCUGGGCAAACCGGGCCCUCUGCCCAGUCACCUCACCUUGAGGAUCCUUUUGCCAAAUGUGUUGAACUCAGGGGACCUGGUUUCCCUGUUCCCCCUUUGCCAUUUCCCAAGAUUCCCCCAACUUCUCGUCUUGGCUCAUAAGCACUGUCCAUGGAUCCCAGAGGGAGAAUUCCCAGUCCGGGGUCUCCCGUUUCCUGUGCCUGUCCCAGCCCCCACUCACACCCCCCAUUCAGCCUGCACACCCCCGCGUGUAAUUGCAUUCCAACCACUAAUAAAGUGCCUA